GCUAUCUUGGAAUCCGGGGUAUUAUCUCGAUCCUGAAAGGCCUCGGAAUAGUUCAAACCAUACCUACUCAUUUGAAGAGUUCAAGUUAAUUAACAAACAGCUCGAAACACGCACUUUAGAAUCAACGGGCAACCUGUCAAUUUAUUUGACCUUGACAAAAUCGGAAAGCUUAUUCCAAUGCCACAGGCCACUCACUGCAUGGAGUGUUGAGGGUCGAAAAUCGAUCAGAGCUCCUGAUGUCUCCUUCACACCUGACGCGGUAUCAAGCCAAUUGACUGAAUUGCAACGUUGGACUUUUCAGGGUGGACCAUUCACUCCUACAUUCAUUGUCGAGGUUAGAGAUACUGAAAUUGGAACAUUUGUACAACUCGGUUGGUUGAUUGAUCCCAAAAAUAGAAAAAUUUGGGUAUACAAGCGGAAUCAACAUGGUAAUGUCUUUUGUCGUGAGCACGCAUGGAAAGAUUUAAAGGGUGAUAAUAUUUUGCCAGAGUUCACAUUGAAGGCACCAUUAGAAUCAUCAUCAGAGAAUUUGCAAAUUGAUUGCCCUGAGUGUGAUACAACUUACUCUUUAUUAGAACAUUACGUAGAUGAGCAUGCUCGUAUAUGA
Acaulospora morrowiae is the source of this 607-nucleotide messenger RNA. Lineage: Eukaryota; Fungi; Glomeromycota; Glomeromycetes; Diversisporales; Acaulosporaceae. The record is from the annotation of a GenBank genome assembly.